AAAUUUCGUGUUUUGCACAUUUUCCCGUUGAUUUCGGGGUGAAAACCGGCCAAUGUCAUCUAAUCUGCAAUGAGAAGCCUUGCUAACGUGUGUCUCUCUAGAGUAGCUGCGCUGUUGUCGCUUUGCUUGCUGUCCAAUCUGACAUCAUGGAGCUUAUUGCUGAAGCCCACAGUGUUCCUGCGGUACUUCUGUGUGGCCUAUGGGGCUGUACAGUUUCAUCUGAAGGUUGAUGUUCAGAAGAAGAACAAUGCUACAAACGCUGGUGCCGUGUCAGGGAGGCCUGUCAGGGGAUGGAAGAUUUCCUCCUUUGUGAAAGGGUUCCUGUUCUUCCUAUUGAGUAUCUUGUCAUUCCACAUCAUAGCAGUGCUGUAUGGAGCUCCUCUGCAAGAAGACACUGAGGAAACCUUCUCCUGGGCCCUGCUCAUGGCCACCCUCACAGCCCUGCCCUGCUGGUGCAUGCUGGGAUCUCGUCUGGAAACAUGGGUGGCAGUCGUGCUCAACAGACCUGAGUCAGAAAAUGAGAGCUUCCUGCAGACGACAGUGUUGUGCACAGUGGUUGGAGCCUGGUUGGGAGCUUUCCCCAUUCCUUUAGACUGGGACCGGCCAUGGCAGGUCUGGCCCAUUCCCUGCUCCAUUGGUGCUCUCCUUGGUCACACUGUGGGACUUGUACUGUCAGCUAUACAGUCAAAGAGACACAGACUAGACACAAAAAGCAAAAUGGUGUGAACAGGACAAACCAACAUCAGAGCUGUGUCCUCAAAGAAAAAUACUCGACCAUGUAUACCAGGAAGAAAUGAAGGCUCUCUCAGCCAUACGUCUCUUAUACUACAGUACUACUUGUGGAUGUAUGUAUUGUAAUGUGAAUAUUGAAGGACACAAGUACUACCACACCCGCAGUAUUGUUGAUGUUACCCAUAUGGACUAAUUAGGAGUAACAUUACCUUCUAAAAAUGUGGUAUGUUAAAUGUGGUAUCUGUUAUGGCAGGACAGCAGCUAUGUAUAGUUAUGUACAUGUAUGGUCAAAAUGUGUAGACAAUGUCAUAGAAAACUAGUUCCAAGGACUUUUAGCUGUUUUCAAGCUUUAAUGUUCUCUUUGUUGUUGUUUCUGGCAUUACUGUACAUAUAGGUUGCAAUAGGCUAGAUGACUGGUCUCUAUCUCGCUCCUGUGUAGUUUAUACAUUCCAUCCCAUGGCUGUUUGUUACACAGUUGUACAUUACCACUGUAGCAAGCUGACACUGCAACAUUGAUCCCUGUCCACUGCACACUUUCACAUCCAACAUCUCCCUACAGUAUACCAGUAAUCUGCUGGGUCAUUCAAGCCAUGUUUUAUUU
This is a messenger RNA of Branchiostoma belcheri (Belcher's lancelet), 1333 nucleotides long. Its product is annotated as phosphatidylinositol-glycan biosynthesis class F protein-like. Lineage: Eukaryota; Metazoa; Chordata; Leptocardii; Amphioxiformes; Branchiostomatidae. The record is from RefSeq and is a predicted model, not a curated record. Gene Ontology annotation, cellular component: endoplasmic reticulum membrane. Bases 70 to 726 code for a protein of 218 amino acids. The transcript has 5 exons. Gene Ontology annotation, biological process: GPI anchor biosynthetic process.